AUGUAUGAAAGAUUAGAUCCGGUGAAGAAGGGUGUUUCUGAUGCCUUUUUUGUAGGAUUAAACACGUUUUUCAAUUGUGCACAAAAGGAGUCUUCUUAUAUUGAGAAAGGAACUAUGUUGUGUCCAUGUACUCAAUGUAAAAAUAGGAAGCGUCUUGAUGCAAACACGGUGAGAAAUCACUUAUAUACGAGAGGGUUCACGGAGAACUAUUAUUUCUGGUCGUCACACAGAGAAACUGUUGGCGGUGAAUGUUCAACGAGUGUCGUUCAACCGGAAGAUGCAAAUCAAUUUACAACUUAUGAAGAUAUUGGGCAUCAAGAAGGUGGGGAUCAAGAAGGUGGGCAUCACGAAGGUGACAGUUAUGCGUAUGUACACAUGGUAGAAGAUGCUUUUCUGGAAAUGCAGCCUGAGUUUCAUGCAACUCAAGAAGAACUAACUGGUGAUUCGAACCAUUUUUUCCAAAUGUUGGCGGCUGCAAAAGAACCUAUAUACAAGGGAUGUGUAGAAGGAUUGUCUGCGCUAUCUUUAUCAGCUCGUAUUAUGCAUAUUAAGACAGAGCAUAACCUAUCUGAAGUUUGUGUGGAUGCAAUAUCACAGACGUUCAAAGAAUAUCUACCACAUGGUAACAAAGCUCCAGAAUCUUACUAUGACACAAAGAAGAUGGCGAAAGCAUUGGGGAUGCCAUUUUACAAGAUUGAUGUAUGUGAAGAUUAUUGCAUGCUCUUUUGGAAGGGUUUAGAUAAAGAGCUAACGACAUGUUGUUUUUGCGGCAAAGAUCGGUAUCAUCCUAGAGAAGGUCCUGGGACGAAAAUUCCAAAACAGAGGAUGUUUUACCUCCCUAUCGCUAAUCGAUUAAAGCGAUUGUACCAAUCAGAACAGACAGCAUCACAUAUGAGAUGGCACGCUGAACAUGUAACUCCUGAAGGAGAGAUGCAACAUCCUUCAGACGGUGCUGCGUGGAAACACUUUAACCAGAUAUAUCCUAAUUUUGCCUUGGAACCUCGGAAUGUCUAUUUAGGACUAUCAACAGAUGGAUUCAAGCCUGGUGGUAUGCAUAGUAAGAACCAUUCUGUAUGGCCUGUUAUAGUCACUCCAUAUAACUUGCCACCUGAGGAAUUGAAGGAUUUGUGGAUAAACGGUGUAAGUGCAUAUGAUGUGUCUAGGAAACAGAAUUUUGUGAUGCAUGUUGCACUAAUGUGGACUAUUAAUAGUGAUUUUCCAGCUUAUGCCAUGUUAUCAGGGUGGUCGACACAUGGGCGAUUAGUUUGUCCAUAUUGUUUAGAGGAGACAAAGUCUUUUUGGUUACCUAACGGUAGGAAACAUUGUUGGUUUGAUUGUCAUCGUGCAUUUCUGCCUACUGAUCAUCCUUAUCGCCGAAACAUUAGAUCUUUUCGUAAGAACAUAGUGAUCAACGACAAGCCACCAACAUGGUUAACGGGUAAAGAAAUAUACUACGAGAGGAUUAACCAAAUUGAAGGCUUAGAAAGAACAGUCGAAUGUGGGGGCAGAGGACAUGAAAAUCCUCAUCGUUCUAUUGAUGGCUACAGUGAUUAUCAUAAUUGGGUGAAGAAGAGUAUACUUUGGGACUUGCCUUAG
Messenger RNA from Camelina sativa (false flax), 1596 nucleotides. The record is from RefSeq and is a predicted model, not a curated record. NCBI's taxonomy places the organism in Eukaryota, Viridiplantae, Streptophyta, Magnoliopsida, Brassicales, Brassicaceae.